AUGUCCGAGAUUUCUGCAGUCUUGACAAAAACAGCAGAUCGUCUGGUAUUUGUCAAGUUUACCAUGCGAUAUGGACUACAACAAGCUCACGUUAAUGUAGCUGAAAAAGGAUUUGCACCGGCAUUGUUGGGGUUUGACGAACUUGAUAGAGCUGUUAAUGGAGUAUUUACCAGACAAUUGGAGGAUGCUGACAGAUGUUGA
Molecule: messenger RNA, 201 nt
Organism: Paraglomus brasilianum
Lineage: Eukaryota; Fungi; Glomeromycota; Glomeromycetes; Paraglomerales; Paraglomeraceae
Source: the annotation of a GenBank genome assembly